GAAGUCUACGGAAAUUCCCCGGCAGGUUAAAGCGGCGCGUGCGCGCAUGAGCCGCAGACUGACUUGACUCUGGGCUCCUCAGGAAAGAAAGUGUGUCCCUCAGAUCAGGAAGUAGAAAUCUGUGGUGUGAUCCGCGAGCGUCCGCCAAACUCAUCCAAACCAAAAGCAUCAGAGGCGGGCGCCGCUUUAGUCCACGGUUUACACUACAGGACAUAUCACGUAUUCAACAUGUGACAAACGAAUGGAUGGAUGUCAUGCAAUCUGUUCCUGAAGGGGCAUUUUAUGUAUCUUCGGUCCAUGAAGACGUCUUGCGAAUGACACUGCAGCUUUCAGCCUGAAAUAUGUCGUCGUACUGGUACGUCAAAGAGACUGCAGAUCCGGGCGGCAGCACCAGCAGCAUGGAGGAGCAAGCUGGCGUUCCAGAGAUGGGAGCCAAGCAGUCGGCGGUUGGCAGCGUUCCCUUGAGUCAUUCUCCCACUCUGAAGAACAUCCAAGAGGCCUAUACACAAGCCGAGGGCCAGAGGGCACGUGAGCUAAUCCGGCUUUCCUGCGAGAAUAACGGCGGAGGGGGACCAGAUGGGGUAAGUCCGUGUGUCCGUAAGGAUCUGCUGAACUGGAUGUUGUCUACGGCAUGUCAGCAGGGUCAUCUGGAGGUGGUGAAGCUGCUGGUUCACACGUACAAUGCUGACGCCGAGGACUGCGCGGUUCAUUCAGGAGAGUUUGCCAUCAUCACUGGCUUGCCCCUGUACGCCGCCGCGCAGGCAGGAAAUAAGGAGAUCGCGUGUUUUCUGCUGAACAAUGGAGCCGGUUUCUCCUCGUACACGCUGAUGGAUCACACAGACUUCAGCAGGCAGAUGCUCAGACAGCGCCACCUGCAGGACAAAGACGCGCCUGCGGACGGGACGCUGCUGCAGCCUGUGAAGCUGAUGUGGCAAUAA
Sinocyclocheilus rhinocerous is the source of this 938-nucleotide messenger RNA. Its product is annotated as leucine-rich repeat serine/threonine-protein kinase 1-like. The coding region runs from base 342 to 938 and encodes 198 amino acids. The transcript has 6 exons. Lineage: Eukaryota; Metazoa; Chordata; Actinopteri; Cypriniformes; Cyprinidae. Gene Ontology annotation, molecular function: protein binding. The record is from RefSeq and is a predicted model, not a curated record.